AUGCCACCACGAUUUCUGGAACGAAUGGAACGCCAGACGGCUACUAUGAACACAGUCUUUGGCGGAUCUCAAGCCGACCCCCCACCUUACCCAUACUCGAGGACAAGAUCUAGUACAGCUAUUUCGCAAGGAUCGUCACAGUCUCUGUCUACCGGCAAAGCGCUACCAACACCUCCACCGACUUACCGACCGCUUGAGAAAACGCGGGAUCUUGAGCGAUUCGCUCUACCCAAUGGUUCACUAGUGCUGGUCACCGGUGCAAAUGGCUGGCAUGGAAUGCACAUCUGCGAUCAGCUAUUACAGCAUGGCUAUCGUGUUAGGGGCACCGUCCGAGACGAGCGAAACGCGAUGUCUUUGGCGAAGUACUUUGAAAGCAAAUAUGGCGCUGCUCAAUUCCAGCCAGCGAUCGUGCCGGACAUGGUGGUGCAGGGCGCAUAUAGUGCUGCUGUACAAGGCUGUACGGGCGUCGUCCACUCAGCUUCGGUGAUGACCUUCGACACCGAUCCGCAUGAAGUCGUCACACCUUCGAUCGCUGGAGCACUGCAUGCACUUGAGGCUGCAGCGGCAGAGCCUGGAGUACGACGAUUUGUGUAUUGUAGUGCUACGGCGGCGGCUGUGAUGCAAGGUGAUGGUAAGCGGAAUGAGGUGACUCACGAAAGUUGGAACAUGGCAGCAUUCAGAACAGCUUGGGGAACGGCCUCGGACGAUGAAGCGAGAGGGUUUGCUGUCUUUGCUAGCAAAUACUUUGUCGACGUGCAAGAUUCAGCACUCCUACACGUAGCGGCACUCAUCCUUCCAGAUGUCCGAGGCCAGCGCAUAUUCGCCGUCGAAAGUCCUUACAAUAUCAACUCCGUCCUGCAGCUUUUGUGCAUGAUCUAUCCGAACAGAGUGUUCAAUGGCGAUGUCAGCGAUCAUGGUAUCGAUCUGACUGUCUUCAAAGAGGCACCUUAUGCUGAAGGCUUGCUGAAACGUAUGGGGAAGGAAGGCUGGACCGACCUCGAGACUAGCCUGAGUCGAAACUGUGAAGCGUUUCUUGAUGACGGUGAUCAGAAGGCGGCUAUAUGA
Messenger RNA from Recurvomyces mirabilis, 1065 nucleotides. RefSeq lists its product as uncharacterized. Gene Ontology annotation, molecular function: oxidoreductase activity, acting on the CH-OH group of donors, NAD or NADP as acceptor. The transcript is spliced from 2 exons. Lineage: Eukaryota; Fungi; Ascomycota; Dothideomycetes; Mycosphaerellales; Teratosphaeriaceae. The coding region runs from base 1 to 1065 and encodes 354 amino acids. The record is from RefSeq and is a predicted model, not a curated record.